UUAUAUUCAGGAAAUCUUUACAUUUUUCAGUUAAGUGCCUGCACCUGCUGUCACCUCAAAUUCAAAUCCAAAUGUUUCAGUUGGGCAGUUCCUGCAAGAACCCCCACCAACUAAGGAGGUUUCUGAGGAGGUCCCACCUCCUUUGGGGUUAUUUGAAGAGCAUUUUGGAGGCAUUUUACAUUGCCAAGAACCCUGAGGAACUUUUAGGAUCUUAGAAGAAUGCUUGUUGGAAUGCAACAUUUUGGAGUGUAGGCAUUCAUCGUUAUUUUGGCCUGCUGCCAGGUGUAUGACUUUGCUCCAUGCAUGGGCAAAUUGGACAUCUGGCAAACGGCAGAAAGACCAAAUCAUUUUUUAUUGGGGUCAGUUCAUCUCGAUACUUCAAAACUCCUAAUAACGUCACAAAUCCAGUGUGUGGGUCCUCCAGUGAGUUGGAGAGGAUUGGGGAACAAUGGCACAGUUUGAAACCUUGAUAUGGACUGUACCUAUUAUAUUGGUGUUUGUAAGCAUUGGAUGCUGUAUUGCAUGUGGUAGAGCUGAGUACAGAAUAGGGGAUGAAUGUUGUCCCAUGUGUUCACCAGGAAAUCAUGUACAUAAGCAUUGUACUGAAUUCACCAGCACCAGCUGUGUGCCCUGUGUUGAUGCUACAUUCCUUGAUGAGCCCAAUGGUCUCAUAAAAUGCAAAGUGUGUAUCAACUGUGAUCCAGGUUUGGGUUUGAAGGUAAAGCAGCCAUGUAGACCUUCAUCAGACACUGUCUGUGGGACACUGGAGGGGUUCUACUGUCUAGACCCAACUAAGGAUGGUUGUAGAGCAGCCCAGAGACACAGCAGCUGUAAACCUGGUCAAUACAUCAGUAACACAGGAACAGCAUCUACAGAUACUGUUUGUGCUGACUGCACUGGUGAUACUUAUUCAGAUGGAUCAUUAACAUCCUGCCAGCCACACACACAGUGUAAAUCCUUAGGUCUUCAAGAACUUAGACCAGGAACUCAUUGGUCCAAUUCUGAAUGUGGACCACAAUCCUCAAGAAUAGAACCUGGAAUCAUCAUUGGUGUUGUGGCAUCAGUCCUAAUAGCUCCUAUAAUAAUAAUUAUAAUUAUUUCGGUGACAACCUGGUUGAUUAAUAAUAUUGGGUUGACAAUGCAGAUAGUCCGGGUAGCCAUUUGAUUAGCUGUUCAGGAAUCUUACGGCUUGGGUGUAGAAGCUGUUCAUGAGCCUUUUGGACCUAGACUUGGAGCUCCGGUACCGCUUGCCGUGCGGUAGCAGAGCGAACAGUCUAUGACUGGGGUGUCUGGAGUCCUUGACCAUUUUUAGGGCCUUCCUCUGACACCGGUUAACCAAUGCAAAUGAAUAGGAAAACAUUCAAAGCGUAUUAAUAGGACAUUUAGCGUAAUUGGGAACACAUAUGGCGCGGGGAGAAGUCAAAGGAUCCUAGUCAGGCUAUUGUUUCAGAGAACCUGUAGGGCUUCAUGUGUAUCAAAUCUGUAGGUGUUAGUGGGCUAAAUCAAUGAGAAAUAUAGCUGAAAUAUGCAGGCUUUGACAUGAUCUGUGAUCAAAAUAGACAGGGGUGUUUUUGGUUCCGUUUAGGCUAAAGGUUAUGGGUAAGUACGCAGCUGCACUGAAAUUAAUAGCCUGAUUCAAUGCGAUUCUCCUGAAUAAAAAUCUGUUAAACUGUUUGGUCGAUGGAUACCGCUUCUAUCUUUUUGGUAUUUUUGUAUAGGCAUAACCUACCACAAAUAUUCUAAAUUGCAGAGACUAACACGGAACCCAAACCGGCUGCGUGCCUGCGCUAUCAUGCAUACAUUUAGUACUAAUUAUUAAGGUGGUUGUCAGCAUGACUUUCAACUGCACAAUAUGCAUGAAUUCAAAAACGUUCUGCUGGGUUGGCACUAGAAAAUGUAGAAAAUAGUAUCACUUCUUUAUGUCCCUUGUAAAACCGGUUCUACUAUCAGCAAGUAAAUAAACUUCUCUCCACAGUUCUGAGGAAAACACAUUCACCCAAAAGCAACUUUUUCCUGAAUUACCAUAGACAUAUAAUUUACAGUUGACAGUCUUAACAUCCCGCACAAAACACAUAGUUAUAGCAUACGACUAGAUGCAAAUCAUCGAACUGAACAAAUAAAAGAGCAAUAGACUUUUAAACCGUCCUCCUCCCUAACAUUCCCUGUCAUACAACAGUACAUAAUGGUUUCCCUCUGAGCUGUAGGCCAAGGUUUCCUUCCUCAUAAAACUCCCCCCUCUUCCUGUUUUCAAUCUCUACAAUCAAUGGACAAAUGUAUUUACAAUUAAAUUAAUCUAACAACAAUACUAUUUGCAGUUUAGCAGUAUUAUUAUGAUGUAUUUGUCAGACUACUAAAACAGAUAGUAAACAAUGUAAAUCUACCCCUGCAACCAUUGGGUACUUUCCACUCUGCUUAACACCUUUCAUAAAACAACUGCAGGGACUUUCCUAAUCGUAUAUAUAACAAACUGAAUGGGUGAAAACAAAUACCAUAAUGCUUUCACCUGUCUCCUGUUCAGAUCAAUGACAAUGAAAGAAAGGAGAUAGAGGAAGCCACUGUAGACUAUUGAGAUGCACCCCUACAGUUGGCUGUGGCUGCCUUGUUAUCAGUCUCACCCUCAGGAAUGGCAGACCAAGGAGCUGCUCUCACUUAUGACUCCACUGUCUGAUGAAGAAACAAAGCCGCUUGAUGACAAUGGAUCCUCCUCAAAAGGUCAAAGGGCAGACAAACCUCUCAGGCAGUAACAUCCCAGUCUGCUUCAGUGGUCCAGAAAUCAGGAGCAAACCAAGAUUCAGCUGGAAAGUGAUGAUUCGCUCACCCCCUGCCAUGUCAGCUGACCAGGAAUGAGGCAAGCCGCCUCGUUACCCCUGAGACUGUCUGGAGGCAUUCCUCUCCUCUGAGGACCCAGCGAGGGUGGAGCACAGUGAGACACUUAUACAGCCAGAGAGUCAAGAAAUGGAACAGCAAGGCCACAGAAGAUGACAUACGCAGAGCUGUGGGAGACCACCUGAAGCAUAGGUAGAGACAGGGGAAUUCCCCUUUACCACGCCACCACCAAACACCUUCAACAGGCUUGGUCUGUUUGAUUGAUUUGUUUGUUUCAGUUUUCAGUAGUUGAAUCAUUUGACGUAUUGUUGAUUUUAAA
Messenger RNA from Oncorhynchus gorbuscha (pink salmon), 3145 nucleotides. RefSeq names its product tumor necrosis factor receptor superfamily member 14-like. NCBI's taxonomy places the organism in Eukaryota, Metazoa, Chordata, Actinopteri, Salmoniformes, Salmonidae. The transcript has 11 exons. The record is from RefSeq and is a predicted model, not a curated record. Gene Ontology annotation, molecular function: protein binding. Gene Ontology annotation, biological process: positive regulation of cytokine production involved in immune response; defense response to Gram-negative bacterium; positive regulation of peptidyl-tyrosine phosphorylation. Gene Ontology annotation, cellular component: external side of plasma membrane. Bases 449 to 1165 code for a protein of 238 amino acids.